Messenger RNA from Staurois parvus, 533 nucleotides. The record is from the annotation of a GenBank genome assembly. Lineage: Eukaryota; Metazoa; Chordata; Amphibia; Anura; Ranidae.
UGGUCAUCUCCUGUACUAUGUCUGUUGUCUCUCGUCAGCUCCUGUACUAUGACCGCAGUCUCUGGUCAUCUGUACUAUGUCCGCAGCCUCUGGUCAUCCCCUGUACUAUGUCCGCAGUCUCUGGUCAUCACCUGUAGUAUGUCUGCAGUCUCUGGUGAUCUCCUGUACUAUAUCCGCAGUCUCUGGUCAUCUCCUGUACUAUGUCUGUAGUCUCUGGUGAUCUCCUGUACUGUGUCCACAGUCUCUGGUCAUCACCUGUAUAUGUCUGCAGUUUCUGGUCAUCUCCUGUACUAUGUCCGCAGUCUCUGGUCAUCUCCUGUACUGUGUCCGCAGUCUCUGGUCAUCUCCUGUACUAUGUCCACAGUCUCUGGUCAUCUCCUGUACUAUGUCCGCAGUCUCUGGUCAUCUCCUGUACUAUGUCCGCAGUCUCUCUGGUCAUCUCCUGUACUAUAUCCGCAGUCUCUGGUCAUCUCCUGUACUAUGUCUGCAGUCCAUUGGUUCAGAAUAUUUUUUUUCUUGUUUUCCUCCUAUAA